UCAUUCGGUUCAGUCGGAUUUUGAACACCGAAGGAGCGUAAUGGGUAGCUAGUCAGGAGAAGAGAGUGAAGCAAAACAUCGGCCUUUGUCCGCUAUUUUAGCGAUUUGUUUUAAACACACCACCAGCGCCAGCAGCACCGUCUUUUCACCCAUUUUUACCACCCAGGAGGAGUAAAUUGAAAAUCGCGAGUGUCUCCCUUCGUCAACGUUGCGCGCGGCCUGCUACGACGGAGCUCCGAUCUCGAUUUCGAUGCGUUUGUGCGAUUUUUUGCGGUUCUGAUCGAUCGGUCGGAUGAGUCGUCGCGGGUGUCGUGGAAAAGUUUUUCGAUGAAGAAAGAAGUUUGAAAAAGGCGAAAUUUUUUCUCGGCUGUAGGAAGGAAAAGUCGCAAAAAGAGGCUAGCAGGCAGAGGAAGAAGAAUAAGAAGCAGAAGUCCCUUUUUCCUCAAUCGCGAUCUCUAUUGGCAGCAGCAGCGCGGAUUGUGAAGAAAGAAGAAGCAGCAGUUUGUGCUUGUGUUGGUAUAAGCGCGAUCCCGUCUCAACGUUCACACUCACACAGUGGCAGCCCGUAGUUAUUUGCGUGUGCGUGACGUCAGUCGGUGUUGUUGUUUUUGUGUCAAAUCGGCACGAUUUCUACACCGAAUCGAAUGAAUCGGAUGCAGUCAUCUUGAAUCCUCCCGGAGAUCACGUACUCGCUCUUUUCUCAACUUACUUGGGGGAGAAAGAAGAAGGUGAAAGAGCCCUAGUUUGGUAUUUUCUUCUUGCGAAAGAAAUUCAAGUGGAAAAUCGCGUUUCGGUGUGAUUUUUCCGCUCCGGGAAUCGGUGGGUGAAUGGUGCAUGUAAAAUUCGCUUGCAAGUCCGGUUUUUCUUCGUCGGGGUAAGAUCCAAAGGAAAGUGCGAUUUUGAGUGGCCUUUUCCUGGUGCUGUUGUCGGAUACCGUGGAUCUGAAGAAAAGCACUUUCCCGAGAGUCAAAGAUCUAGCGAGGAGAGCAAAAAACACGACAGCAACAAUGGUGGAACGUAUUGUGGAGGAAACAUCUGAUGCAAAUCAAGAUUCGCGAAACACCGAGGUUGGCCGCUACAGCAGCGAGGAGAUAUCGGGCAAUGAAUCGAACGAGACGCGCCUGAUGACCGAUGCGGAGCGGGAGGCCGACUUCAACCGCCACAAGGAAGAGAUGAAGCGCAAGAAACGCAAGAAGAAACGAACCAGUUCGUCGAUGCAAUCGUCAUGUUUUCAAGAACAGUACAAACUGACUGGCGAGGUGCUCGGCGAAGGCGCGUACGCUUCGGUGCAAACGUGCGUCAACAUCUACACGGAGCUGGAGUUCGCGGUGAAGAUCAUCGACAAGAUUCCUGGCCACGCGCGGGCUCGCGUCUUCCGUGAAGUUGAAACCUUCCACCAUUGCCAGGGCCAUCCGAAUAUCUUGCAGCUAUUGGAAUUUUUCGAGGACGAGGAAAAAUUUUACCUAGUGUUUGAGAAGAUAAAUGGCGGACCGUUGCUGACGCGCAUCCAGGAGAACGUGUGCUUCUCCGAGUACGACGCCGCGCAGAUCAUCAAGGAGAUCGCGUCCGGGUUAGACUUUCUGCACAAGAAAGGCAUCGCCCACCGGGAUCUGAAGCCGGAAAACAUCCUGUGCGUGCACCCGGAAAAGCUGUGUCCUAUCAAGAUCUGUGAUUUCGAUCUCGGCUCCGGGAUCAAGUUCACCACCAACAUGUCGUCGCCAACGGCCACGCCGCAACUGUUGACACCGGUCGGAAGCGCUGAGUUUAUGGCCCCGGAGGUGGUGGACUUGUUCGUCGGCGAGGAGACGUACUACGACAAGCGGUGCGAUCUGUGGUCGCUGGGCGUGAUUGCGUACAUCCUGUUGUGCGGGUAUCCGCCCUUUUCCGGCAACUGCGAGAACGACUGCGGCUGGAAUCGGGGCGAGAACUGUCGAACCUGCCAGGAGCUACUGUUCGAAUCAAUCCAGGAGGGACGAUUUAGCUUCCCGGAGAACGACUGGGUAGAUGUUAGUGAAGAGGCUAAAGACUUAAUCCGUGGGCUUUUGGUCAAGGAGGCGCCCAAGCGCCUCAGUGCCGCCGCGGUGCUCAACCACCCGUGGAUUAAAAUUACCGAUGAAGGUGAUUGCAUCGAUGGCGUCAAUUCCGAUGCAAUCAAGGAAAAGCAGCGCCGACGAGUAUUGAAGACACCGGUUAUUAUCCGGCGCAACCAAUCGGCACGAGAGCUGUCGCACUUUGCCGAAUCUGCGAUGGCCGUAAAGCGUGUCAUCUUGCAGCAUUUUUCGAUGCGCUACGACUACAUGAAUGUAGAGCGGCCGAACAUUUAUCAACCUUCGGUGCAGCAGCUGCAACAGCAGGAAGUCGUACUUCAGAAAAAGAAUGCUAACCAAGAACCGAUGUCGUCCGCUCUGUACUCUGCGAAGAAAGGAUCCGUGGAACUUGGGGCCACGGAUCAAACUCCAGAGCGGAAUACGUUGGAAGCGGUGGUUCGAACCGAACCACAACCGUGCCCACCAUCGUCUGCCCGAACAAGCAUCAUCAAGGUGCAGGCCGGUGGGGGAGAGCGGUAUCAUGCGGGAGAUGCGGAUGACGGUGGAUCUCUGUCAUCAUCCCCAUCUUCAUCGCCGUCGUCAGUGUCAUCGACGUCAUCAUCGUCAUGCUCAUCAUCAUCAACUGACGAACAUCAUCAUCGCUGUGAUGGAGAUGCUGUCUAUGUCAGCAUCAGGAAGUCAUCUUCGGCGUCUACGUUGACACCGGACGCAUCGCCGAAUUCGGUGACUUUAUCUCCAAUUGCCACCGCCACUAGUCAUCAAGGUGUCAAUGGGCUUGCCACGAUGAGCCCUCCUAAUACCGCGGAUUGCGGUUCCGAUAAUAAGGAAAACAAAUCCAUUAAGCCUUCAGUACAACCCCAGCAGCAGCAAAAACCGCUGGAUGUGAUCAAGGAGAAAAGUACUGCUCCGUCCAUAACUUCCAGCUCUGUGACGAUUCCACCGGAGCAAAACUGGCGAUACCGUGGUGCCGAUUCCGACGCUCACAAGUUCAAACAUCCGUCUUCGAUACUCGGUCCGAGUUACAACAAUUCCCCUAAGGCACGCUAUUACCACCCGCAGCAGCAACAGCAGCAGCAGUAUCGCAACUUUAGCUCGUACAACAACUACUACAACAAUCACAACAACCAUCAUAAUAACCAUCAUCAGAACGUCUACAAUCAGUACCGUAGUGGCAGUGGCGGUGGUACCAGUGGAACAACCGGAAAACCGUCCUACUAUCGCCAACAACAACCGAAGAGCAAUAACGAAAAGUCGAGUGGCAUCGAUAUCCGUUCGCAGCAUCCACAGCAGCAGUACUGGCGAAGCCGUCGGAACAACCACUACAACAACGAUGACGAAGACGAGCUGGUGGUGGCCGACGGAUCGCCAUCCUAUCGUCACAGCAAUGGCUACACUAGCAACAAAGCUCGGUUACAAUCGGCCAUUUCGGAUGCGUCGGGUAACAUCCAUGGCACAUCAAUCAACAACAAUCCUAAUCACCAUCAGUACAAUCGCGGAGGAGGAACCAUCAAUCGGGUUAGUAACACCGGCGGCGGUGGCACCUAUCGUCAGCAGCAGCACCAGUAUCGCCAGAACGAGCUGGUUUCUUCCGGAACAACGCUUCAUGACGAGCACACCAACGGCGGUGGAGGAGGAGCUGAGUUAGUUAUAGUAGGAGGAGGAGGGCGUAUGCCAACACAAAAUAGAAAUACUUUGAACUGUGAUCCAAUAACAAAUAAUACUACUAAUAAGUAUAAGCAUUAUCAUACAAACUCAAACACAAUUGUUACCGCACUGAAGCGAGAGACGUUAAACGGCUAUCAAUCGAUGAUCAAGCAGCUGCGCAUCAGCGACCUGCACGACGACUACGGCAGCAGCACCAACGGCGGCCUGAUGGUUGGCCUUUCGCCACCGAACGAAUCCCAGCUGAUGCAGCGACGUCUCUCGCUCAAAUCGCGCAGCAUUUGCAGUCCGCUGGAAGCGGCGGUGGAUUCCAUUGAACAACAACAAAAACAACAAGAACAGCAACAGCAGCAACACCACCAGAAGUACCAAUACCAUCCCCAUCAUCAUUAUCAGCAGCAGCAGCAGCAGCAACUUCAACGCCAAACGCCAAACUUGGCACUCACGACAAAAAGUGGUUGAAGAACCGUUUGCUAGAAGAAACACAAGGAUUCCCUGUUUCCUUUUCGUUUUUCUUGAUUUUCCUUCUCUUCUGUCUCACCUUUUUUUUCCAACCUGAACAGUUGUUGCUUGCUCCUUCCGGAUCCUUCUUUUCUCACAAGUUUAUCCCUUUAAACUUUGGAUCUACUAUCAUAGCGAUGUGACAACGUUCCUUCAUUUACCUCCCGUUUACGAUGGCCUGUUCCAGGAAAAUUGUAAUCUUCCUCUCUUUUAACCAUGUAAAAGUCUUGUAUUAUCCUUUUUUUUACUACAAACCUUUUCAGGAAAAAGGCUUACAUUGCGAAACAAUUCCCUAACGAGAACCAAUUGUUUAGAAUUAGCAUUUUUCGCGCUAAUAUGUUAUGUUAUGUUAUCAUCGAAAACGAUAGAACAAUCCAGGUGGCAAAUUGUAGAAAUAUAUAUUUUUUCGGAGCAUUUGAAAUUUGGAUAAUUAGUGUUCUUGCGACAAUCAAAACGCGGUGACCGUUUUUUUUUCUUCUGAUUAGUAAUAAGAAUAUUGCGAUAACCUACCGUGAAGUGGUAUAAGUUUUGAAAGCAGUUGUCUAUUAACUUUGUUGCAAGAAAUUUUAUUUUGUUUGUAGUAAUUGGUUUGCGGCCAAAUUUGCUAAUAAAUUUGUAGUUUGGAAUUGUGAUUCAACUAACGAAAGAAGACAGGUGAAGAAUAAUAUGUUUCUUUAAAACGAUACUUACGAAUUGAAGUUUUAAGUGAGGAAGUUUAAUAUCGAAUAUCAGCCCGGAUUUAUAUGCAGCAGGAAACCAUCUAUUGGACAUUGUUGGUUAUUGAAAAAGACAAAUGCUCAACGUAGAAAAAGUGAUACGCAUCAUUAGUGACAAUUAACAUUGCCAGUUCCUUUCGGUUUUAAGCAUGGAAUUCAUGUCGUGGACUUCUCCAGUAGCUCAUAUUUGUAAUUGAAAAAUGUUUUUAUAUUUCCUAAUGAAAAUACAGAAAUUGCAAUGGUUAAGCAAGGAAACGAAAAGUGCAGUGAGUAAGUGGAUAACAAGCAUAUCCGUAUAAAGCCAGGGGAGGUCAGAUCGUGCCGUUUUUAUGUUUUUUUUUAAGAUUGGACGGUUUUAAUAGAAAGUCAUUGGAAAUCGACAGCCUUCGAUCAAAAUAAAAUAAGCAUGAAAUUUAGCCCAGUGUGUUGAUUCUUACCAGAAUUACAAUGAUGUAACAUACGUUUGAAGACUUAGGUCGGUUCCGCCUUUGUAAAGGGUAAAUUUAUUUGUCUAAAAAGUGCAGGAAAUUUUCCUAAUACAGUGUGACAUAGAGCGGUGGGGUCUGCCGGUUAAACAGAAAACGCGUCAGCAUUUUGUUCAGAAAGGCUGUGCUCCGAAGGGCUCUCUGUAAUUGGCACAUUCUAGCCAUUGCCCGUUCUUAUAGAUCGGACAUAUGAUGCCAUGCAAAUGAAGUGAAUCGAUUGACGCAGCUGCUCACUAACAACUUUGAGAAGCUCGACCGGGUUUUCGUCCUUCCCAGCUAACGGCAGAGCAGUAAAGCUGUUUUUCCUUUUAUUUAAGUAAGGCUGAUUUGGCUUCUUUCAGACGAACGUUUCUAGUUCCCCAGCUUGAUUGUCGUCAUCUAUGUUUAUCUUGUUUGAAGUGCUUCUUCCACCUGGCUGCCACCAUAAUUUUAUCUUUCCUUCCCGGUUUUUGCACAUGGCGGGCCUUGGCGUAAUCUAGUGCUGUGCGCCAUUGACAGUUACGUAAAAUCUCCGCAUAUUGUUUCGAUACAUAGUCCCCAUAGUCCAUCCAUUGUCAAACUAUCAAAUACACUUCGUGCUGCUUUUUCUUUCUGCGGUGGAUUAAUUUCUUUGUCACUUCCGUUUUACAGCCACUAGCCACUAGCCACAACCCCUCGGUGCCAAUUUCCUCGCGGUGCAGUCCUAAACACUUCCUGCGCUGUUGUAGUCAUAGUUUCAUUGAUGUUCUUCCUCGAACUAUUGACGUCGACAGAUCCGUGGUAAAGUCGUGAUUAUUAUCGUCGAUAACGGAAUGAAAGCUGCCCGUACCAACGACAGGACGAAAGUAGAGUUCUCUCCCGGUCUGUGCGUUUGCGUCAAUGACUAUUUUUGAUUCGUAUUUUUGACACUCUCCAUAGGUCUUUUCAAGGCUCUCAUUCGUGUCAUCAGGCGUACCGUUCGGAAGGCAAAGAUGCCGAUCAGGCUGUAGUUGAACAAUUUGCCCUUAAUUCUCAGCACACAGAUAAAAUCCACAUUCGCAUUGCGUUCCUCCGACUUCCUCAGGUGUCUCUUGGGUCGAGCUUCAUGUCCGUUUGACGUUGGAGUCAGAGUCUCCAUUCUUAGAUAUAAAUCGGUAGUUGAUGGUAAAAUUUACCUUCUGCAACUUUUCCAUCAUCGCUUUCUCUAUUGUGAAGACCCAUUCGACAUGAAUAUCGUUCAGAAUGGAUCGUUUUACCAUCAGUUGUCUUUACAUCAUUUUGGGUUUAUAGAUAGGGUUGAUGAAGACAGGUUUAAUCGGCUCGUUUCGCUGUUGAACUUCUCUUAGCAUCAAUGUUUUUGGAAGAAAGUCCAGCUGAGCAGUGGAAUAGACAUUGGUUUUCAUCACGGUCCUCACGCGUUUGGGCAUAUUGCCAGCAGAUUCCUUCCUGAAAGUGUUUUGUUGCUAGGAAUCGUUCUAUUGAGCGCUCUCUCGGAUCAAGGUGAUGCUUCACCCUUUUCAGUUUGUGUCCUCCAAAGUGAAUUUGUGUCCAGUUCGUUCCUCGAGCGUUUAGGAUAGGUGGGUUCGGUGCUCUCCAUAUUCAGGAUUAUGGCUAAAGCCUCUCUUCUAUCUUUUACGCUCUCCCGGAGAUUUUUUGGCGUUUUCCUCUGUGAGUGCUUGAGUCUUCGAAUUUAGGUACUCGCACUAGGGUGGCUCAAAUUAGUAUGGGAAAAACUUUUUUCAAUUUUUUUGAUGGGCCGCCCUCUUAUUCGGUUCUAUUCAAUGCCCUGAUGCUCUGGACAAAAUUUCAGCCAAAUCGGUCAACGUUUGGGCGGUGCUAAACUUGUUGGAAGUUUAUAUGCAAAAAUGUAUGCAGAAACACCCAAAAACAGUAAAUUGCAGCUGGACUGCACAACUUACGAUGAAGAACUAUGAUACUCAUUCAGAUCUUGAAGAAUUUAAUACAGAAUGUUAUGCAGAAAACCGCGAGAAGAUUAGAGUUUGCCCGGCUAAGUUAUUAGCAUUUCUCUGAAGUGGGGUUUUAGCAAAUUUCGUUUCUUUUACCUUUGAAAAGAAAUAAAUUCACCCCUACAACACUCCAGUAAAAUGCUAAUAUCUUUGCGUAAUAAACUCUAAUCUUCUCGCGGUUUUCAGCAUAACAUUCUGUAUUUAAUUCUACAAGAACUGAAUGAGUAUCGUGGUUCUUGAUCGUAAAUUGUGCCUUCCAACUGCAAAUCACUGUUUUUGGAUGUUUCUGCAUACAUUUUUCCAUAUAAAUUUCCAACGAGUUUAGCACCGCCCAAACGUUGACCGAUUUGGCUGAAAUUUUGUCCAGAGCAUCAGGGCAUCAAAUAGAACCGAAUAAGAGGGCGGCCCAUCAAAAAAUUUGAAAAAGUGUUUUUUGAGCCACCCUAACUCGCACCCUCGGCAUCCAUAGAAUUCAUACUUUAAGAACAAGCCUCCCGGAAUCCAACACGAAAUUAAUUCGCGUUUUCAAUGCAGACCACUUAAUACGGAAGCAUCUUACAACUGUCAUUUUUAUUGUUUCAAGCAUGCAGCGACGCAGCUAAGGUAAAAUUAAAAGUAUGACAGUAGUACGUUGCUUCCUUACUGAGUGGUGUGCCCUUGAAAACGCGACUAUUUUAAUUUGAAUCCGAGGUGGCUGUCUUAAAUCGGAUCCUUUAUUGGUUGCCUGAUGAUCGGAGGGGUCGCUAAUGAUCCUGGUCCUUGUUAUCAUAUAUGUCCUCCAGAAAGUUAAAUGCGGUCAAUGGAGGGUGAGGUAGAUCUAGGGACUAUUAGCAUUUCGCUCUCACAAGUCUGAAAGAAGAUAGUCGUCACCUUGAAGGUUAUAUUUUAAAAUCGAACCCAUUUUUGAUCCUACCAGUGCCUCGUCGUAGUGCACUAAGGGCAGCUUACUGGUGGUUGUCACUCCAUGCUCCGUUCAUGGUUGAGCUUUUUUAGAACCCUCUCAAUUUUUCUUCCGUUACCAGGGCUUGGGACUUGAGCUGGACUGGAGCUCAAAUUCACAAUAGUUUCCAACUCUUUCGGACAUGAAACUGCGGAGAUUCAUUAUCGCUCCCGGACUUGAACUCAUUUGUAAUUUUUUUCAGGAGGCCCUGAGACCCGUGGUAUUUUUAUACCAAUCGACUCAGUUCGACGAAAUGAUAUCACGACGAACAAUGGGAUCAGAAGUUAUGGCCAAAAUAUUAAUUUUAAACCGUUUUUUUAAAUAUCUUUUUUUUUUACAAUUGUACUCGUCCGAAUUGCUCGAUAUAAGUUGCGUUGAACAUGUCCGCCGAAGUUGUGCAUCUGCAGGAGUUCUUGAAUGUGAAUUAAAGACGCCAAAUUAAUACAAUUGUGUUAAGGCGUCUUAUGGAGAAAAGUGGGUGGGCAUUUGAAUUUGCAUAUUAGGAAAAUUGUUAACAACCCAGAGGCGAAUCGUAUGAGAAUAAUGAGAUCAGCUUCCAUAACAAAUAUUGAGAAUUGAGUAGCAAGGCCUUGCUGAAAUGUCUUCCAUACGUUACUUAAACAAGUAAAAAGAAGUUUCGCGAAGAAAACUCAGUUAAUUCAAAAUCAUUUCUACAAUUGGCCAUCUCUAUUGUUAUUUGUCGUACCGCAAUUAGAGUUUAAGCAAUUUUUAAGAAACUCCAUAUCAACAAUGGAGGUCAACAUUGCGUUCACUUUCUCCUCACGAUAGUAUCCCCAUAGGAUGGGGACAAGUACUAUAAAACGCCGGUAGAAAGAGGAAACGGAGGAACCACGUACUAAUCGUUUAUGUAAAAGCGAGAACAGAGUGUGCCAGAUAAACGUGUUUUGGCUAUGGAAGUGUUGUCAAGUUCAAAGAAUGAAUCCCCAUUCAAGAAGGUUUGAGCGAAACAUUGUCAAGCAUAUGUUCCAGGUGUGGCAAAUUCCUUAUGUUACGGGUUUUUGGAAAUGAAAAGCCGCCACCGUCGGGAAUUGUAACAAACAUACAAACAAACAGACACACACACUGUACGUAUUUGUAGUGGUAGAAAGCAAAAUGUAAUAUCGACAACAUUAUAACAAAACAAACUCAAAAUACAGUUGUAUCUUUGCGUAGAAGAACAUACAAAAAAAGGAAACAUCAGAGAGCCAAGAGAAGAAAAAUGAAAGUUUAUUUACUAAUUUAUUGACUAAACCUCAUAUAUAUUAUAAAAAGAAGAAACAAAGCAAGGCCAACAGUUAAAAGAUAUCAAUUGGUCGCACCUAGAGAGUAAACUCCGUUAAUCCCUUGAAAGUUAUUGCAGCAGACGCGAGGUAAAUAUGUGCUGAUUUAUUCCUGGAAGAUUGGUAUUACAUAGUUUUGAACUAGCUCUAGAAUUGAGCGAAGCUAAAUUUAAGUGGCCCCAUUAGGGGAAACCGAAAGCGAAAGCUAGAAAUCAGCGCAACACAGUGCUCAGGAAUUCUCAAACUGUCGAUCGCAACCCCGUACGCUGCUCAUUUGCUGUUUGCUUUUUGGCCUUCAAAAACAAGGCAAUCAAAUAUGGGUUGUGUGAUGAAGAAAAAGGAUUAAAGCGUGAAAUCGAAGAUAUUAGCAAUGUUUCCAGUCGUUAACGCUGUAAACGUCAUAUUGGAUUCGAAAAUAAUUAUUUAAAAAAACCAAACGUUUUAUAAUUUCAUUUGAUUUUUGUAAGGACGUGGUCAGUGCCGUUAUUGUUGUAUCUACCCACUUUCACGCCCUUUAAUAGCUAACGUUUGAAUAGUCUGAUUACAAUUGAGGCAUACGUCGGACAUGUCAAAUCUUCCGGUUAUCUAUGAGCAAAAUUAGCCUCACACCUCGGGAAUUUGGUUUUAGCGUCCCCUUUAGAAAGACAACGACAAAAUCGGAAAAAGCGGACAAGAUUUCCGCGAGUUGAGAAUGCACCACUCGAUGUUACAACGACGGAAGGCUCUGGAACAAUCACGUGGUUACGUUGUGACCAUUAGGCAGAAUUCUUAGGAUUGUAGUUCAUUUGAUCUAAAGUUGUUCGGCCACUAUUAUUGCGUAAACCGGUCUACAUCGUCUAAUUCUAACUGUAAUUUAUGUCGCUGUCUUACUUUUGAUGACGAAUAAUAUCCUGAUCUAGAAUAGGAAACUUCUACUCAUGUUUUCAGUUCUUGCUCGUUUGAGAGGGUGCAUCCUUCCACGUCUCCCAGAACAGCUGGCAUUUAGUUCUGUAAAGAUGUGAUUCAUAGCAAUCUUUAUUGUUCAGAAUAUGUUAUUUACUAUGUAUAAGGUAAAGUUUACAGCGUUAACCAGAGGAAGCAUAUUCAGAAGAAAUGUACAUAUUUUAUACAUUCUUGACGAUUUUAUGCAUGCUUGGUCUGAGAUCUGAUUAGGUGCUUUUAAUUCGGCUCCUAGGGAGCCUCUACUCAGUUUGAGAACUACUGAGGUUCAUUGAUUUUUGUUUAACCCUAAGUGUCAAUAACCAGAUUGUGUAUUCGGAAUUCGGAUGAAAGUUAUCAAUUUGGACUGCUGAGCAAUUUACUUCCUUUCGUAUUUAAUUGUUUACUUUUAUCCCAGUAGGGCAGAACAUGCUUUAGCUAACUUAUCCAAAAACAAAAUAUCAUGUUUUAAAAACUUAAACAAUGUCCUUAUUUUAGCUCUUAAUCACAUGGAAUAUGAAAGAAAUUAAGCAAUAUUUAGUAGUAUAUUGGACCUUGACCGUACGGAAUCCUUAGAAGUUUUGUUAUCAAAUGUGAAAAUGAAAUUAAAAAAUCUUGCUUUAACAAAAUUUAGAAGAAAAAAUAAACACAAAAAAGAAAAACAAAGGAACAGAUAAGACUGGAUUCAAAAUUCCUUUUCAUCCUUCCCAGCUCCAAACGUUCAAUGAAAAAAACACAGAAAAAGAAGUAAACCUAACAGUUCAUCUUUCCAUAAGAAAAAUUGUUCGAUGCAUUCGUCGCCCCUUUCAAAUUGAAUGCAAAAACAAGGUAGUCAGGGAUUGCAACUGUUAUUUAAAACAUAAAAAAUCCAAGUAAACUUGGAAUACCGUUUCUUUUUUUCUAUGAAAGAAUUUCAAUUUCUUGCGUGGUUAAAAAACAAUAGGUUGCACCUAUUGUUCCACAUACAUUUAUUUCCGUUUGGCGUUAGCAGAUGAAAAAAGAACCUCGAACACCCCCUCCAAUAAUAUAAACAUACAAGAAUGCGUUGGCUAGUUGAAACAACGAACCGUUGCACACAAUCUUCAAGGUGUGAAAAAUGGAACGGUCUCACCAAAUUAAUUGAACAAUAAGGUGAAAAAAAAAACUAAUAAUCACACUUUUUAAAACAGGAACAACAGAAAAAAGAAGAAAACAUUACUCUGUAAGAAAGCUUAUUUGAAAGAAAAGAUAAGUUGAUCAAUAAUUUCCAAGUUAUAUUUUUAUACAAAAAAGUCAAAGAAAAAUCGCAAAAAUAAAAAACUCACAAAAAACUAAAAAAUUAAUCACAAAAUGGUAAAAAAUACAAAAAAAAAACAUUUGAAAACUGAAAAAAAACAGAGACGUAUAUAUUACUUACAUUGAUAAGGCAGCCCUAAAUUCGAUCUAUAUUUGUGCAGCAGACUUUUGUGAACUAUCAGCCAUGGAAGUUAUCGAAUCGACUGAAUGUAAAAAUAAUCUUCUGGAAUAGUUGGCCAUGCAUUUCGAUAAACGAAAUUUUCCUUUUGACAACAAUUUCAUGUUCCGUGAUCAAUGGCGGCUCGUUUUUGUUAACCGAUGUCUGCUGCACAAAAGUUACGAUAAACCAUAAUAAAACACCUUACAAACCAAGAAGAAAAAAAUAGAGAGAUCAUACACAAUUUUUGCAUUGUUGCCAUAUAUCUAUAUUUUUUAUUAUUGUGUUAAGAUUCUGUGCGAAAGAGAAAGAGAGAGGAGUUAAGAUCGAGAGAAAGUGAAAAAAAAAAUGCGAGAGCGCGGGGUUCGGACACAUCUCUUUCAAACGAGUAUAGUCGUCUUUGAAUUCUCUCACCCCUACGAAAACACGCGCACUCAGCAAGAAACGAAAACGAAG
This is a messenger RNA of Armigeres subalbatus, 12363 nucleotides long. It is a transcript of the gene Lk6, whose product is annotated as serine/threonine-protein kinase MARK2. Gene Ontology annotation, molecular function: calmodulin binding; ATP binding; calcium-dependent protein serine/threonine kinase activity. The transcript has 6 exons. Lineage: Eukaryota; Metazoa; Arthropoda; Insecta; Diptera; Culicidae. The record is from RefSeq and is a predicted model, not a curated record. Gene Ontology annotation, cellular component: nucleus; cytoplasm. Gene Ontology annotation, biological process: peptidyl-serine phosphorylation; intracellular signal transduction; protein autophosphorylation. Bases 1008 to 4172 code for a protein of 1054 amino acids.